This is a messenger RNA of Enterospora canceri, 195 nucleotides long. The record is from the annotation of a GenBank genome assembly. NCBI's taxonomy places the organism in Eukaryota, Fungi, Microsporidia, Enterocytozoonidae.
AUGGACAAUCUUGAACUAUUCUUGCAUUAUGGCAAAGCAAAUAACACUAAAGCUGUUAAGAAGUCUUUCAAAUCAAUUGAAUACUAUCAAAUAGGAACACACAAAGUAAUUCAAGACAUAGAUGGCUCUUUUAAAUGCAUCUGCAAUUUAAAAAAUUGUAUUCACAUCUAUAAAUGCACCAAUAUAAAUCACUAA